Talaromyces marneffei is the source of this 4203-nucleotide messenger RNA. RefSeq lists its product as uncharacterized. Gene Ontology annotation, molecular function: protein binding. The transcript is spliced from 4 exons. Gene Ontology annotation, cellular component: Ski complex. The record is from RefSeq and is a predicted model, not a curated record. Bases 1 to 4203 code for a protein of 1400 amino acids. NCBI's taxonomy places the organism in Eukaryota, Fungi, Ascomycota, Eurotiomycetes, Eurotiales, Trichocomaceae.
AUGUCCGGCAAGGCUGCUCUGAAGGCUGUCAAGUCAGCGUUGGACAGCAAAGAUUUUGAGCUUGCAGCUUCCAAGGCGAAGGAUUUGAUCGAUCGGGAUUCCACAAACUACCAUGCACAUGUUUUCCUAGGACUCGCACAAGACAAGCUCGGAAAACCCGACGAAGCGGAAUCAUCAUACCUCGCCGCUUCUCGUAUCAAAGACAAGGAUAAGACCGCAUGGCAGGGACUAAUAACCUUGUACGAAAAACAAGGCUCUAAUAAGCUUGACGCUUAUCAUGAUGUUGCCUUGAGGUUGGGGCAAAUUCUCGCAGAAAAUGAUGAACGCGAUCGGUGUGUCGACGUCGUGGACAAGUUCGUAAAAUUCACUCGAAGAAACGGAAAUCGCACUCAACAAAAGCUCGCUCUACAUAUACAAUUACCAACAUGCCCCCUAUACUCAUCGCUCGAAGGAAGGGUCCCACAUCCUGCAGACACCUACUCAAGACUGAUAGAGCUUACCGAGGCCGAGGAAAAGGAAUUCAUCAAUCGUGAAAUCGGCGAAAGACGCACCCGUCUCGGCGCAAGAAUCGACCAGGUCACUGCGGAAGUCAAGCGCGAAGCUCUCAGCAAUCCAGAACUUGAAGAAUACUACAGAGGUCUUAUUGACUGGACUAACGACGAUGGUAUUAGACAUCAAACUGAAGAGCGACUUUUACAACGAGCAUAUGAUUUGCUUUCGGUCCUUCCGCAAGAUCAGAAAUCCGGAAAACGGGAUGAGUUAGUUCGUCUGGCGCGGGAUAUGGUCAUUAUCAAGCAUCCGUUUCUUCUCGCUUGGAAGAUUGAGCUUGAAUGGAAGGAUGUUGAAGAUUUCUCCGAGUGGGAUCCCGUCCUUCUUCGCGACUUCACGGAAUUUUUCCCUGAAGAUGGUUUAAGCAAGGUCAUCCAAGGCUUCUUGAAGGGCGAUCUAUCGCCGUUCCCCACGGAAACAGAGUUACGGGAAUCUGCUCAAGUUGAACCAGGCGAGGAUAGAGGAGAAGUUGCAGAGGUUGCAGAACUAGCGGUCGAAGACAGACUGAUAUUGAUGUCGAAUGGUCUCGAACAAUCUUCGGACUCGAUAAUAGCCCAUCGAGUUAUGGCUGAGCUUUAUUUGAACUUGGAAGAAUAUGCAAGUGCAGUCGAGGUUGCGCGCAAGGGCAUAACAAUCAUCAAAGAUAUCUCCAGAAAAACGGGUCUAGCCCUUCCAGAAACUAUCGACUACGUCAAUACUACUUUAGCUACUGCAUUGAUAUCGUAUCAGUCGCCCCGCAAUCACCCCGAGGCAAAGGGCAUCUUCGAAAGCAUCUUGAAACGAAAACCCAAGAAUACGAAAUGUCUACUGGGGAUCGGUCUAAUUCUAGAGGAAGAUCAUGAUUAUGAAGAAGCCUACCACUUCUUGCAGCAAGCCCGAGAACGCGAUCCAUCUAAUGUCAAGAUUCGAUCAGAGUUAGCUUGGUGCACGGCACUCAAUGGAGAUCUUGAAAGUGGAUUGGAGAUGUUGCAAGACGUACUUGCUGAAAUUGAAGACGACGAAAACCAGAGUCGAGAGUUCAAAGCCGAGAUACUUUAUCGUAUUGGGCAUUGUCAAUGGGAACUAGAUCCAUCUAGUGCUGCUCGAAAGAACCGCAAUGGAGCGUAUGCCAGCUUCUUAGCCUCGAUUCAAGCCGACCUGAAUUAUGCACCAGCCUAUACUAGACUGGGAAUAUACUACGCCGACUAUAAGAAAGACAAAGCCCGAGCAAAACGAUGCUUCCACAAGGCAUUCGAGCUGUCAUCAUCUGAGAUCGAAGCCGCCGAACGACUAGCGAAGGCGUUUGCCAAUAAACAAGAAUGGGAUCUUGUCGAAGCAGUCGCUCAGCGUGUAGUCGAUUCUGGGAAGGCAAAACCUGCUCCAGGAUCUAAGCGCAAGGGUCACAGCUGGCCUUAUGCAGCUCUAGGUGUUGUGCAACUGAAUAAACAGCAGUAUACUAAAAGCAUUGUGUCCUACCAGGCGGCUUUGCGGAUAUCUCCAGGCGACUAUCAUUCCUGGGUUGGACUUGGAGAAAGCUAUCAUAAUUCUGGGAGGUACAUUGCGGCUACGAAAGCGUUCGAACAUGCCGAGGCGUUAGAGUCUACGCUUUCGAAAAGAGAGUACGAUGAUGCGAUUGGCAGAUAUGAGGAUGUACUCGCCAUUCGCCCCAAUGAGUUUGGAGUGAUGAUUGCCCUUCUCCAAACAUUGACAGAAAGUUCAUGGAAAAAUCUUGAUACCGGCCUGUUCAACGAUGCAGCCAAGUCCGCACAUAGGGCUUUGGAAAUUGCUAUCGCAAUGGCGAAGGAGACACCAAACGUAUUCAACCUAUGGAAAGCAGCCGGUGAUGCUUGCGCCGUUUUCUCCUACAUCAAGGCCAAAUCAGGACAUGUUGCCCCCUCAGAAUUACAGGCUCUUUUAAGUAUCAACGUUCCAGAUGGUGCGUACGAUAUAUUGGCCGAUACAGAUUAUGUGGGAAGCAACCAUGUGAUCUUCAAUGCCUCUGAGGAAGGUUUGUCUUCUUCAUCAGAUCUCUGCAUCUAUGCAUCCAUCCUAGCAUACAAGCGAGCGGUGUAUGUAUCCGCAAAUGACAGACAUGCUCAAGCCGUCUCUUGGUACAACCUCGGAUGGGCUGAAUACAGAGCGUACAGAUGUAUUGAAGGUGAACCUAACACGAAGAAGGAGAAGCGAUAUACAAAGAAAUUUCUCAAAGGAGCUAUUCGAUGUUUCAAACAGGCUAUUGAACUUGAGGCAGGCAACUCAGAAUUCUGGAAUUCCCUCGGAGUUGUGACAGCUUCACUCAGUCCAAAAGUUGCUCAGCAUGCAUUCGUUCGCAGUCUACAUCUCAAUGAUCGUAGCGCUCAGAAUUGGACAAAUCUUGGUGCUUUUUAUCUGAUUAAUAAUGAUAUCCAGCUUGCAAAUGAAGCGUUCACUCGAGGGCAAUCUGCUGAUCCUGACUAUGCCCCAGCCUGGCUAGGUCAAGGUAUUGUAGCACUUCUUUUCGGGGAUCCAUCAGAAGCUAGAGCUUUGUUCAGACAUGGAUUUGAAAUCUCCACAUCAUCUUUGACAUUGACAAAGAAACAGUAUACUCUCAGUCUGUUUGAUCGCCUUCUCGAAGACGCCACGAUUUCCAACGAAUUGUCACAACUGAUCCAGCCUUACUUCGCACUUCAACAAUUACACUUUCAGGAGCCGUCUGCUUUAUCGUUCGAGCACCUUUCUGCCUUGUUCGCCGAGCGGAUUGGCGAGUAUGCGCAAGCUGAGUCUGCUCUCGGUGUUGUCUGCACUGGGGUGGAAGCAGAAUAUGAAGUGUCUGAGUCGUCGUCAUCACUUCUACGCUUUGCACUCGCAAAUGCGGAUAUCGCCCGUGUACACCUUGCCAAUCAUGAAUAUGACCAGGCUGUCGAGAAGGCCGAACUAGCAUUAACCUUGUCUGGAGAUGAUGGUCUAACUACCCCUGAUCCAGGCAUGGUGACAAGCCUUCGUCUGUCGGCACAUCUUACUGCUGGCUUGGCUUACUAUUAUCUGAAAUCAAUGGACCAGGCUAUUGAUAUGUUCCGUGAUGCGCUCCAUGAAGCAGAAAACGACCCCGAAGUGGUAUGCCUUCUCGCACAAGUGCUAUGGGCAAAGGGCGGGGAAGAGGAACGGAAUGUAGCCCGUGAGCAAUUGUUUGAAUCUGUCGAAAAGAAUCCGGAACAUCUCGGCGCUGUUACUCUCUUGGGAGCUAUUGCACUUCUGGAUGGUGAUGAAGAUGCCAUCGAAGCGGUACACGCAGAUCUUGAAACAAUGAGAACGAGAGACGACAUCGAAAUCCACGACCGGGCACGAGUUGUGAAAUUGCUAUCAGCAAUCUCUGCUAUGGGUUUCAGCGCUGAUAGUGACAUUCCAGAGGCAGAACGGCUGGUCGUGGAGGCCUCCAGGGCCGUCAUGCUCGCUCCUGGAUUGCCUCAAGGCUGGAUGGAGCUUACUGCCGCUACAGGAGAACUACACCCAGCGACAAUAGCCGUGAAGACUGCUCUUCGAAACGUUCCUCCCCGAGGUGGUCUGGAUGCGGUUGAUUUGUGUACAGCGUACGUCCAAACAGGCACCAUUGGAGACUCGUUGCGAGCCAUCAUGGUGGCUCCAUGGAAAACAGAUGGAUGGGAGAGCCUGAAUGAAAGUUUAUUAGAUGCUGAAUGA